This is a messenger RNA of Vitis riparia (riverbank grape), 1847 nucleotides long. RefSeq names its product rust resistance kinase Lr10-like. NCBI's taxonomy places the organism in Eukaryota, Viridiplantae, Streptophyta, Magnoliopsida, Vitales, Vitaceae. Bases 96 to 1721 code for a protein of 541 amino acids. Gene Ontology annotation, molecular function: protein kinase activity; ATP binding. Gene Ontology annotation, biological process: protein phosphorylation. The transcript has 2 exons. The record is from RefSeq and is a predicted model, not a curated record.
AUUUGCCUUCUGCUCAGAAUCUUCCCCGAAACAGACCCAACGCGCAAAUGAAGAAGACUACGCGCAAAUGAAGAUGACUAAACAGAAAGUGACCCAUGCAGAAAACCCUACCACAUAGCCUUAAUUUUAUUCAUCAGUUAUAUUAUCGCCUUCUCCAUUUCCUACUUCAUCUUCCCCAAACCCUUCUGCACAGGGACCAGAUGACUCGAUCUUUCAAGCCAGCAGAUGAAAUUUGGAUCUUUUCUCCAUCCUCUCUCUCCUCUGAUGAAGUUGCUGAUGCAUUCAAUUCAAUACAGCGGUCUGUAGGUGAAACCUACCACUUCAGAGAUGGAUUCAACAGCAAUCCAUCAAACGGACCCGAAGAUAUAUUCAACUCGUUCCAGAAGUCGGUUGAUUCGACUUUCAAAUGGACUGUCGUGGCUUCAAUCUUUUCUUCUGUAGUGGUCGUUGUUGCCGUGGUUGCUGUAGUGCUGGCGCUUAUAGACUGUUUGAAGAAGACAGGAACCGCGAUUCCAAAGUAUGCUCGAAUAUCAAGUAAAGACGAUGAUGAACCUUUCAAUAAAACUUCCAUGGAAGAUACACAGAAGGUACAAGACGCAGUGUCAUCAGGUUACCCCAUAAUUUCAGACUCACAGCUCAAAACAGGCACCAUGGAGAUAUUCCUUAGUGAAAUGGAACGAGAGAAGCCCACCAGGUUUUCACCUCAGCAGCUUGCUAGAUUCACUUCUGACUUCUCCAUGGUACUGGGAUCUGGAGGUUUUGGAGUCGUCUACAAAGGGGAGUUCCCAAAUGGUCUGCCGGUGGCCGUCAAAGUGAUCAACAGCAAUUCGGAGAAGAAGGUUGCAGAGCAGUUCAUGGCGGAGGUAGCCUCCAUUGGAAGAACGUACCAUAUCAACCUGGUCAGGCUCUAUGGCUUCUGCUUCGACCCCACCAUGCGAGCUCUCGUCUACGAGUAUGUGGAGAAUGGUUCCCUGGACAGGUUCUUGUUCGGUGAGAACAAGGCAACUAAUGAUCAAUGGGGAAAGCUUGAAGAAAUUGCAGUCGGGACAGCGAAAGGAAUCGCAUACCUCCAUGAAGAGUGUCGGCAGAGAAUCAUCCACUACGACAUAAAACCUGCAAAUGUUCUUCUCGAUGCAGUUCUCUCUCCAAAAUUGGCAGAUUUCGGACUAGCAAGGCUCUGUAACAGGGACAGCACCCAGGUCCCCGUGACGGGCUUUCGAGGGACGCCGGGAUACGCCGCACCGGAGCUCUGGAAGCCGUAUCCGGUCACCUUCAAGUGUGAUGUGUACAGCUUUGGUAUGCUUCUAUUCGAAAUGGUCGGACGGAGAAGAAACCAUGACGCUAGUCUGAGCGAGACCCGACAAUGGCUUCCAAGAUGGACGUGGGAAAUGUUUGAGAAGAAUGAAUUACCAGAGAUGCUGUCCCUUUGUGGGAUCAAAGAAACUAACAUAGAGAAAGCAGGGAGAAUGUGCAUGGUGGCUCUUUGGUGUGUUCAGUAUUUACCUGAAGCAAGGCCUACAAUGGGGAAGGUGGUGAAGAUGCUGGAGGGGGAGACUGAGAUUCCCCCACCUCCAUAUCCAUUUCAACGUUCUAUGCCAAAUUUGGUGUCAUCAAGAGGAAGUAGUGAAGACACAGAUCCUUCAGAAUCCACUAGGGAAACAUCAGAGCCAUCUUAUGCUACUCCUGGGGAAGGAGUAUUGGAGAUAGAGAUACUCAGCUAGUUCAUCAUCAAAACAUUGUAUUCUUAUUUUUUCCUAAUCCUUAGUGAAAAGAUUGUUGUUCAUGUCUAGAGUUACAAUAUUUUUCUCUUAUUCAAUGGAAAUACAAUCUUUAAUUUCUUUGCUUUA